AUGUUCUUCGUGGGUAUUAUACUAACUGCUAUUGUUGCUCCCGCUUCAGGACUUGUGUUAUCAGGGGCCGCGGUGCCUGCUUAUCAUGAGCACGAGGACGAGAAAAAUGGAAAACAUUUGAGAGGACACACUUCCGGAAGGAGAGACCAAGAAAGCCGAAGGAUGAAAGGACGCGAGCUCGUCCUUAACAGUGAAAUCAUGUCGAUAGUCGUUCCCGACAUAAAAGAAAGUAAAGUAAAAGUAGCUGAUACUUUUGCCGUGUUCAUGCUCGAGACGAGCCUGACAGAAGCCAAUCGUGCCAAGUCGUUUGACGAUGUCCGACAGAGAACAGUGGUGUAG
Messenger RNA from Peronospora matthiolae, 339 nucleotides. The record is from the annotation of a GenBank genome assembly. Lineage: Eukaryota; Oomycota; Peronosporomycetes; Peronosporales; Peronosporaceae.